This is a messenger RNA of Vitrella brassicaformis, 1606 nucleotides long. The record is from the annotation of a GenBank genome assembly. Lineage: Eukaryota; Vitrellaceae.
CUGGCAGACUAGCAAUAGAGAUAUCGACACGCAGGCACCCACAUCAACACAAUCAAAACUGUCCAUCCCCACACACCCAGCCCCCUCAGAAGAUCUCCACGUCCACCCUAUACACCUCGUCAGCCCCCGCAGUGCUCCUCAGAAUCUCCCGCACACACUCCACCUCCCUAUCAGCCUCGCUGCCAGCCUCCAACACACCCGCACCAGGCGAACCAGCCAGCACCAGCAGCACACACGUCUGUCGGUGCACCCUCUCCUUGGCUACCACCUCCCACGCACACGGCACGAUGCCGUUGGCGACGUCCUCUCCCUCGACGGCACUGAGGCAGCUGGUGGCGUCGACGGCCUUGAGCUGCCGACCCAUGCUGCCCUUGAGCGACUCCUGCGCCUUGCGCGGGCUGCCGGCCUCUAGAUACUCGUGACGCGUCAUCCACCCCCGCAGCCGGCUGUGGGCGUUGGACAGGGAAUCGCAUGAGGUGCUCUCAGGCGUCUCCCGAGCAGGGGUGUCCUCAUCGCUGGCUGGUGAGAGCGGCGGGAGUGUGAGCAGUGAGCACGGUUCGGUGAUGUCCAUCUCAAGCAGCGUGUCGAGCGGCACCCGGUAGUGCUUGGCGUGAGGGCCGUGAGGCAGGGGAUUGUCUUCGGGCUCCGAUGAUGGGCCGCCGCUGUUGUCUGAUGGACGUGACAGCGGGAUGGGACUCACAGGGCUCUCUGGUGGAGCGUCGGUGACGGGGAGGGAGAGGUUUGCCUCGCGCCACUCGCAGUUCUUGAGGCCCCUCGACGGUGGAUCGAAGACGCCCACGUAGGCAAACAGAUGCCGCAGGAAUGCGCUGUGGCUGACCACCACCACCACAGGGUCCUCUCCCGCCGCAUCCUUCUCGUCUAGCAGCCGCUCGAGCGUCUCGAGGAACUUACCGCACCGCCGCUCCACAUCAGCACGCUUCUCGCGAGGGGCUGAUGGGCCCAGCGGAUCCUCCUCGUCGUCUCCAAUUACGCGGAACCCGCCAUCAAAUAGCCCUUCGUACUUGGCCUUGAAGUCGCUGAGCCGCAUGCGACCGUCACACACGUGGGCACCGCCCCACUCCCGCAGAUGCUCGAUUGCUGUAACGCUCUUGAGUGCCGGCAUGGCGUGCCGGGCCGUCUCGACGGUGCGGCUGAGGGUGGACGUGAGCACCAGCAGGGGACGGGAUGCAGAAGAGCCGUUGAGUGCCUCGCGGACGGCUGCGGGCAUGUGUGUGCUGGCGUUCUUGGACUGCUCGAUCCCCUUGUCGGUCAGCAUGGCGUCGAAGUGAGAGGGAUCUCGAAACACAGACUCGCGAGACUCACCCUGAAUGCGCACAUGCAUCACCACGUCAAAUCAAUGAAUGUACUCCCUGCUCCGCAUGCUCACCGGCUUUCGUCGUUUGGCUGCCAGGUUGUGGGUCCCUUCUGCAUGGCGAAGGAAGUACACCGUCACUGGACGGGAACGGGUCGACUGCUGCAUCUCCACUGACCCUCCCUCAGUGUCAGGGAGCAGCGUGAUGAGGCAAAGAGCAGCGCAGCUGAAAAUCCGUACCAGCUGAAGAGUCAUCAACACACUGCUGCGCUGCGCAACCCCAGACGUUACCGG